AUGACAAUAACUUGUGAAAGAAAUAGCACUUGGUCGGAUUCCUCAUCUGUUUCGUCAGAUAAGUCCAAUUCCUUCAACCAUCUGAAACCAACAAAACAUUGUGUUUUUGAUUUUUUCAACUGCGUAACAUCAAUUGAUAAACCAGUAAACAGCGAAUUAUAUACAUUUGGUCAUUGGAACACUACCGAACUGUUUAACCUGGUCAAGAGCUUUAUGCCGGAUAUACUUGACGUAUACUCUCCCGCACAAGUAGCUGAUUGGUUGUCAAAGGAUGGUAGAUUUGGACACUCCCAAGUUGCACGAAUACGUAGCAAAAGGGAAAGGCGACGAUCGAUGUGGAUUAUCAAGGAUGAACAUUGGGCAUCCGUGGAAUCACAUGGCUGGAUUGACAUCGGCUACGCACGCAAGUCACGCACCAACGAACCUGUAGAGAGCAAGGUCAAAUCAAUGCAAAAGAUGACAGAUUGUCUACGAAUAAAAUGUCACUGCGCAAAAGUCUAUUUAUCCUUCCAGUGCCCAUCCGCAUCGAAAUUACAACAACGUGAUACGAAACCAUAUCCUGAUCUUAUGGAAAGUGUCCGCCACAAGCAUGGCGAUAAAAUAGCUGUGGUCAGACUGUAA
Mucor mucedo is the source of this 621-nucleotide messenger RNA. RefSeq lists its product as uncharacterized. The record is from RefSeq and is a predicted model, not a curated record. Lineage: Eukaryota; Fungi; Mucoromycota; Mucoromycetes; Mucorales; Mucoraceae. The transcript is spliced from 4 exons. Bases 1 to 621 code for a protein of 206 amino acids.